Messenger RNA from Puccinia graminis f. sp. tritici CRL 75-36-700-3, 1298 nucleotides. RefSeq lists its product as uncharacterized. The record is from RefSeq and is a predicted model, not a curated record. NCBI's taxonomy places the organism in Eukaryota, Fungi, Basidiomycota, Pucciniomycetes, Pucciniales, Pucciniaceae. The transcript is spliced from 5 exons. Bases 448 to 714 code for a protein of 88 amino acids.
GCCGUCUCUGAGGAUCCCCGGGAUGAAACAACGAUUAGGCGAUCAGGCAAAGUCGAAAGUGGUUAAAACCUAUAGCAUGAGCCCUGCAGUAUUCAACAACGCUGGGCGCUAGCUGCUAGCAUGCUGGAUGUGGCAUGUUGGAAGGGUGAACAGUAUGGGUUUAUGACGGCAUAGGAGCAGCACUUGUUGAUGUAUGUCUGUUAUGACUCCAUAAACCCAUACUCCAGUCUGCGCUGUCUGCCAGACUAUGUGGUUAGCUUGGGUUCUGCACCGCCUACUCCAGUCUCUGACCCUUCCCACUGCCCAUCACAGCACUUCAAAAACCCCCCCCCUUCCCUCCCAGACCCAUCUCCUCCAAGGAUAGCAUCAUACCACAAAGUAUUCUCCUCAUCAUCCAACAUCUCAACACAUCCAUCUUCACCACUUCCCAUCUGAACAUCAAUCGACAUGUCUGCCAAUGAUUACUACAACAAAGGACCUCAACAACCCCAAUAUGGGCAACCCCAGCAAGGAGGGUACUAUCCCCCACCUGGACAACCACAAGGCUACCCACAACAACAGCAAUAUCCUCAAUACCCUCAACAACAACCAGUCUACGUACAGCAGCCUCCAGCCAAGAAAAGCGGUGGUGGUGGUACCGGGUGUCUAGCCUGUCUUGCUGGUGCCUGUCUCUGCUGCUGUGCCGAAGAAGCAUUAUGCGACUGUCUAUUCUGAGGAACUCGCCAUCUGCUCGUCCCAGGCUGCACCAGAAUCGACCGGACUUACUGGCACUCCUCCUGCCCUUUUUUGCCCAAUUUCUCCACCUCGUAACCAAAGACUUCCGACUCGUAUUGAAUUCUGUAACUAUUUUACCACGCGUCUUGCGUUUUUUUUUUUUACUUUCGACUCUUAGCCCAGCCAAAGACGGUCAAACAUAGCUUUCUCUCACAACUCCAGUAAAAAGGCAUUCUACUUUUUGUUUAUCUCCUCUUUACUACUCAAGGCGUUCAAAGAUCCUUGCUAUAAACAUCAACUAAUCAACUCAUGUCCCCUGUUGGUCUACACUCCCCCCCCCCUUUUUACAAACGGUUGUGCAGAAACAUACGUCUCUAAAGCAUUCCCUAUCUAAUCUUAAUCCUUUCACCUUUUUAUCCUUGCUUCUCUUCUGUCUUGCUUGAUGGUCAAUUUGAAUCACCGAAUAAAUCAUUGGCUUCUUUUACCAACGUCUGCGCCCCUCGUUGUCAGCUGGGCUGUAAGCAAUUCAUGCGUGAUUCAAGGUGGAAUCCGUUGCGCAUGCCUGGUAGUAGUACAUAGGCCCC